Trichobilharzia szidati is the source of this 2703-nucleotide messenger RNA. Lineage: Eukaryota; Metazoa; Platyhelminthes; Trematoda; Strigeidida; Schistosomatidae. The record is from the annotation of a GenBank genome assembly.
CGGGCAUUUCGAAAAUAUUAUCUCUCUGCAUUAGAAAACUUGAAGUAUUACUUCUUUUUUGUUUAUUGAACAUCUUACAAGAUUGGCAUACACACACUGGAUUUUCCGCAUAUGUCGUUAGAUCUUCCAAUUGAAAAUCUUCUUAAAUGGUUGAGAACGUUUAACACAGCGGCAAGUGUUCACUCCAUACAUGAUAUCUCGGAUGGUAUUAUAUUGGCUAAAGUUCUACAUUCAAUUGCUCCCAAUCACUUCACUGAGGAAUGGUUACAAAAAUUCAAUUACGAAGCUGGAAUUAAUUGGCGACUCAAGGUCAGUAAUCUGAAGAAAGUACUGAAGGCUGUUAUUGAUUUUUUAACUGAGGAAAUUGAAGACAGAAUAUCUGUUCAUUUGUUACCUAAUCUUCAAGAAAUUGCUGAACAUGAAGAUAACGAGUCAACCUUUCGUCUGUUACAACUUAUUCUUGGUUGUGCUGUCAACUGUGAUAAUAAAGAAACGUAUAUCCAAAUCAUCAUGUGUAUGGAAGAAUCAGUACAACAAGCAUUAAUGGAGGCGAUACAACAAUUGAUGUCAUCUCGUCUUGGCGGUGUCAGUGGUCUAAGCAGUAUGAGUAGUGCUAGUAGUAGUGAUCAUGGAGGAGGAGCAGCGGCAGCAGCAGCAGGGGGAUUAGGAGUGGCAAGCGGUGGAUUAAUCGAUUAUGAAGAUCGAUUAUGUAAAGCAGCUGAACAAUACAAAACCUUAUUGAUUGAAAAGGAACAAUUAGCUGAACAAUGUAACGCGUUAAAGAUUGAAGUGUUCAAUUUACAAGAGGAGAAAUCAACUCUACAAUCAGAAUUAAAUCAACUUAAAGUUCAAUUGAAUUCUCUGGGUUACAACCAUCAAUUAUUGACAACAGAAUCAUCAUUGUCAACAACAACAACGAUAACUCCAUCACAAUCACAAUCAACACCUUCCUCCAUAGAACCACUUCCGAUUACUUUGAAUCCUAUAGAUACAAAUAAUGUUAUUAUGAGUCCGACGAUAGCUAACGUGCGUAUUGGUCAUUUACAAAAUCAACUAUCAAAAUUACGUGAUGAAUUAUACAGAACUGAAUGCGAUAAAGAAGAACUCAAGAUUAAGCUGACUGAAAUGACUACACGAAAUCAAGAAUUAAAACAAAAAUGUUCCAUCCUUGCUGCUAAAGCUGAAGAAAGUGUCCAUUUAAAAGAUGAAUUAGAUAUAGCUCGUGAAGAGGCGUCGAAUGCUCUCCGCCUAUCAGCUACAAUUGAACAAUUACGUAAACAUGCUGAUGAGGCAGUCAGCCUGCGUGCACGUUGUUCCCAGCUAGAAACCGAUAAUCAAGUGUGUAUGCAACGAUUGGCUGAAUUAGAACAAGAAACUCGAUUGGGUGGGAAGAUUCGUUCUCAAGUGAAAGCACAACGUUUGCAAGCUGAAGAUGCCCAGCUGGAGGCUAGUGAAGCUAUCAGACGAGCAGAAUUAGCUGAACAAGAGUUGAAUAAGAUUAGACAAGAAUUGAUAGCGACAAAUCGUGAAAAAGAGUGUAUCUUCUCAGAACUAACCCGUCUUCGAUCGUGUUGUGAAGGUCUUCAAUCAUGUGCACAAUUAUCGAAUUAUGGUACACCUGUGAAUAACGACCAUAAUAAAACUAGUCAACUCGAUUCUAGUUCAAUCCUAUCGCCUGCAAUGCAAUCACAAAUGUUAAAUCUACAAGAAGAACUUAGUCGUCUGCGUACAUCAAUGUAUAGUAUGGAAAGUGGUAGCAUUCAUGGUGGGAGUGGAGUUGAUGAUAGUGGUGGUGGUGGUGGUGUCGGUGAAGACGAUGCUGAUUAUAUUGGUGAUGAUGAUGAUGAUAAAUUGGCGUUCGAGUCGUCGAAUUUAUUGAUUUGUCAGUCACCACCAGCAUCAGAUAUGCUUGUAACAAGUACUAGCAAUACAUCACGAGCACAGAAUCGUCAUCAUCUGACGACAGCAACAGCAACAGAUUGUGCCUUAUCCAUAGCCGCCUCUGAUGUCAUCCAGUCGGCGAAAAAAGGGGACACUGAUGUUGUAGAUGAACAACAAGAACAACUACAAGAGGCGUACAACAACCUGUUGACACGAUUAACACAGAAGGAGAGCGAUUUCAUUGAAAUGGAACAAAAGUAUCGUGGGUAUUUAUGGAAAGCGCGUGAAGUUAUCCGUCUCCUUGAACGUCAACAUCGUAUCCACCAGGAUAUUUGUCCAGAGUAUAGAAAGAAGAGUUUUUCAUUGAAACAACAAGAGAAUAGUAGUAAUGAGAAUAAUAAUAAUAUCGUUGACAGUGAUAGUGAUAAUAAUAAUAAUAAUAGUAACAAUAACAGCCGUAAAUACGAUGAAGAGAUUAGUCAUCUACGCAGUUUAUUAGUUGAAAAAGAACGUGUUAUUGAAAAGUUGGAAACUCAUCAUGAACAAAUGCGACGUCAUCGUGAAGCUGAAGAACGUCUCCUUUUGACAGCUUGGUACAACUUAAUCAUUCAGUCAACACAGAACACAGUUGAAGAUGGUUUAAAACAACAGUCAUGUGAAAAUUGUAAUUAUCCUAUCAAAUCUCCAAGAACAACAACAUCGAAGUCGAAUCAUACAAAAUCAUCCACUGCCGAGAAUAAUCUCUCCUUCUUAGCUAGACAACGAAAUGUCCAUUUGAAGCCACCGAAAGAUUUAACUUCAGUGGUAAUGUCCAGUAGAUAA